Molecule: messenger RNA, 1873 nt
Organism: Salvia hispanica
Lineage: Eukaryota; Viridiplantae; Streptophyta; Magnoliopsida; Lamiales; Lamiaceae
Source: RefSeq, a predicted model, not a curated record
UUUCUGCUUUAUACACACUUCACACACCCAUUUUCUCUCAUUUCACCUUAAUUUCACAUUCCAUUCACAAAUCCUUCCAUAUUCUCCAUUUCCUUCGCCAAUUUAGGAACUAAUUCAAGCAAAUAAAGGGUUUCCUUCUAUAAACACCAAAAGGUACACAGUGUUAUAAAUGGUGAACCAUAACGACCCGGAAUUUUACGAAGUUCAUUUGGAUAACAGCGAACGGAAAGAAAAGUGGGCAAGACUCGUCGACUUGAAGGUCAUACCAUCUCGAUACCCAGACGAAGAGGCACUGGAAGCACUGGGGCUCGGUGACUGCUUCUGGGAGCUCAGUCGAGUAGGCGGUCUGACAAAGUUAUUCAAGGGCAAAUGGCCCUCACACCGGCACUUAACAUUAGAGUUUUUGAGUACUCUAGAGGUGACCAAGGGAGAUUAUCCAAGACGUCAUCAAAUCCACGGGAUCAAAUUCCGUCUGGGAAAUACCGACCAUGAGAUGUCCGUUGAGGAGUUUAACGCCAUGCUGGGGUGUGGAGGGGAAGUCGUCUCUUGGCCGGAUGAGUUUGACAUGGAUGGAUUCUGGACUGCCAUCACUUUCCUCUCGAAAGGCAAACAGACACCAUAUUGUGAAGCCCGGGCGAAGUCUAUUUCCAUUCGGAAUCCUGUCCUCAGAUACCUACAGAUGGCGUGUGCAUUCCUCCCAUUUGCUCGAGAAAAAACCAAAAGAGUUGCACCGAUUGAGCUGUUCCUGCUGUGGAACAUUCUACACGGGAGGGCCCUCAACAUGGGGAGUUUCAUUAUCUCUCAUCUAGAGAUGCAGGCGGCCGGGAAGAGCUCUGGCGUACUUGCAUGUGGUGGGAUCGUCACGGCCAUUGCUGAGCGGUGUAAAGUUCACACCGGAGAAUUGGUGUUUAGGAGGGAGAAGGACAGAUGGGAGCUGAGCAAGGACAAAGGGGAGAUGUUUCUUUCGUUCGAGGUGCUGAAAGAUCUCGAAUUCAUCAUGGUCGACGACAGACAUCGUGUUUUCUUCAUCCAGAAAGGGGGAGGUUACUUCCCACUCCCGAACCCUAGCUAUAUGUAUGUUAACGGGUGGCAUUUCACUCAAAAUUGGAGGCUGAACACCGAAGCUCAUCAGGAAAUCAUGGAUGCCACGCCAGUCUAUGUCCCGUUGAAUCCACAUUAUCGGCCCGACACAAACUUCUGGUCUAACCAACAGCCCAUGAUGCCAGAACCGGCACAAGAGGAGCAUGCUCACGAUGGGGAGGGACCUUCCGAACAAAGGAGGACGAGGAGGAGGCCGAGACCCCAACAUGAUGAUUAUGAUGACGAUGGUGAUGAUGAUGUCUUGUUGGCCGAGAGGGUUGAUCUCCUAGGGAUCCGCAUUGACCAUGUUGAAGCCGCGAUGCACCAACACGUCAAACAACUCAACCAAAAGUUCGAUCACUACCAUAAGGUCAAUGGCGAGAGAUGGGGUCGAGUGGAGAACACACUAGAUGAGAUGGUGAGGGGAUUCGAAACAUUCCCCAAUCCAAUGCCGCGGCCGACGUCUCAGUAGAAGGUGAGCCUCUAUUCUCUAUCAAACAGAGAAUUCUAGGAAGCAACUCCAAAUAUGAAUAAAAAUCAAAUAUAAACAAGAGAGGGGGAGAGAGAAGGGAGAAAUAUGGAGCAAGAAAAGGUUAUACCUGAUUUCUAAUACAAAGAGAAGGGCAUCAAAUCCAGCAACUUAACCAAAUCUUGGCAGCCAAUGAAAUGGCCAUCCACCUGUAAUCAUUUGUAUGGUCCAACUCUAUAUAAAAAUGUAUGAUUAUUCAUAAUUAGUCAUUUGUUUGGUGUGAAAUUUUUUCUUAUGAUUUAUGAAUAUGGUAUUUAUAUAUUA